CUGCCGAGCCGAGGGCGGCGCCAUGGCGGCCGGCAGUGCGGCCGGCGCGGCGCCGGUGUCGCUGGCGCUGCUCUGGUUCGCGGCGUCGCUGCUGUCCCGCGGCGCCGCGGGCUCGGAGGCAGUCGGGGCGGCGGAGCCGCCGGGCGGCGCGGGCCCGGGCGAGCGCUAUAAGAUCGAGGGCCGUGCCGUGGUGCCGGGCGUGAAGCCGCAGGACUGGAUCGCGGGGGCCCGGGUGCUCGUGGACGGGGAGGAGCACGUCGGCUUCCUCAAGACAGAUGGAAGUUUUGUGGUUCAUGAUAUACCUUCUGGAUCUUACGUAGUGGAAGUUAUAUCCCCUGCUCAUAAAUUUGAACCUGUUCGAGUUGACAUAACUUCAAAAGGCAAAAUGAGAGCAAGAUAUGUAAAUUACAUCAAAACUUCUGAAGUUGUAAGGCUGCCAUACCCACUUCAGAUGAAAUCUUCUGGACCUCCUUCAUACUUCAUAAAGAGAGAAUCUUGGGGAUGGACAGACUUCCUCAUGAAUCCUAUGGUGAUGAUGAUGGUUCUUCCAUUACUGAUAUUUGUGCUCUUGCCCAAAGUUGUCAACACCAGUGAUCCUGACAUGAGACGGGAAAUGGAGCAGUCGAUGAACAUGCUGAAUUCCAACCACGAGCUGCCAGAUGUCUCUGAAUUCAUGACAAGACUUUUCUCUUCAAAAUCUUCCAGCAAGUCUGGUAGUAGCAGCAGUAAAGCAGGGAAAAGUGGUGCUGGGAAAAGGAGGUAGUUAUGCCUUCCUCCUAGGCCUGAGGUUGCACAACUGUUUGUUAUGUGGUAUCAUGUUUAUUUGUCUUGAAAGAUCAAAAAGCCACUACUGUAAACUUUAAUCAGGCAUGAAAAUGAAGUGCUACAACUGUUGUGUGUAGCUUUUUUUAGUCUAUUUAAGCAGUUUUGUACUUGACAGUAAGCAAAAGAAGACUUGGCUUCAAUACUGUAUCUGUGUAAAGUCACUGAUAUACUGAUUUAAUUAUAUUGCUCUGUAGAGAAUGGUAUAAAUUAUAUGAUGUCAUAAACAGUA
Messenger RNA from Nothoprocta perdicaria, 1054 nucleotides. RefSeq names its product ER membrane protein complex subunit 7 (gene EMC7). Lineage: Eukaryota; Metazoa; Chordata; Aves; Tinamiformes; Tinamidae. The transcript has 5 exons. Gene Ontology annotation, cellular component: EMC complex. The coding region runs from base 23 to 763 and encodes 246 amino acids. Gene Ontology annotation, molecular function: carbohydrate binding. The record is from RefSeq and is a predicted model, not a curated record.